AUGUGUCCCCUUCCGAGCCAGACCAACUUCAAGCGGCCUUAUCAGCCCGAGAUCAUCACGCCAUCGUCAUCCCCCCAGCCCUCAAAGCGGAGGAAGAGCACCAGCAAGGAGGCCUGGACCAUGACCGAGGACGAUAACCUCCUUCUCAAACUCAAGGAUGAGGAGGGGCUGCCGUGGAAGGCUAUCGCCCAGAGAUUCCGGGAUCUCAGCCGAGGCGAAUUCCGAGUCCCGACUCUCCAGAUGCGAUACAAGCGACUCAAGGAGAAGAUGCGGGUAUGGGAAGUCGAAGAUAUCCAAUACCUCAAGGAAGCGAAGGAACACAUCGAGAAGCAAAAGUGGGAGUUGAUUUCCCAACGGAUGCUCGAGAUUGGCUGCAAGAAGAAGAUCCCCGGUAGCACGUGCGAAAAGAAGUGGAAGGAGAUCUGCCCGCAGCCCAUCAACACGCAGAUGCUGCCCGGCUCCGGCCCCAACUCGGCGAGCACAAACAGCGCCGUUAGCUGCACGAGCGACGGCUUCCCCCAGCCGUGCGAUAUGAAGCGCGAACUCAGCCAGGUCAGCGAGGAGGGGAGCGAGGGAUUUGGAUUGGGUAUCGAUAAGGAGUAG
Molecule: messenger RNA, 603 nt
Organism: Tricharina praecox
Lineage: Eukaryota; Fungi; Ascomycota; Pezizomycetes; Pezizales; Pyronemataceae
Exons: 2
Coding region: 1-603 (200 amino acids)
Source: RefSeq, a predicted model, not a curated record